AAAAAUCAAUCUUUUACGAGGGAAAAAUAUAGGGGGCAAAAUAGUGCGUCGAAAUCAUCAACCAAUCCGAUCGGUGGAAAACCCAUUUGACAAGAAAUCAUCGAAUGAAUUCUUGGACAAGAAAAAGAAGUCAUAACUUUUGUGCAGUCUCUAUGUUAUAAAUUCCUGCUACUUCCAGGCACACACCUUACACCAAUACUACCAUGUCUCUGAUACAAUCUCAAGAUUCUCAACCAUCCAUUAGCUCCAUCAUCAUCAUCAUCAUCAUACUUAUCCUCUUCUUUCUUGGCCCACUUCCACACCAAGCCCAAGCUCGGAAGCCCCAUGUCAUCCAUUUCCGAUCCCAAGAUCUCUACCCGGAGGGCAUCACCUGGGACCCAACGGCCCAACGCUUCAUCGUCGGGUCCUUCCGUGACCGUACUCUUCUCUCCGUCUCCUAUUCCGGAGCCGUCGAAACCCUAAUCUCCGACCAUUCCCUCCCGGAGAACGUCUCCUUCUUGGGCCUCGCCAUCGAUUCCGUCCACAACCGUCUACUCGCCGCCGUCCAGGCCAUGGAACCACUCCCACACUUCCACGCCCUCGCCGCCUAUGACCUCCGUUCCCGCCGCCGCGUCUUCCUAUCUCCCCUCCCUUCCAACACCGACAACAACGACGGCACACGGCAGAUCGCAAACGAUGUCACGGUGGACUCCGAGGGAAACGCUUACGUCACCAAUUCGGCCGGGAACUUCAUUUGGAAAGUGGACGAUCGAGGCUCAGCUUCCAUUUUCUCCAAGUCGGCGAUCUACAAUUCCCAUCCAGUGGACAAAGAUGCACCGGCCAGCUUCUGCGGCCUAAACGGCAUCGUUUACGCAAGCGAAGGUUACUUCUUGGUGGUCCAAACCAACACGGGGAAGAUGUACAAGGUGGACGCCGGCCACGGGACUGCACGGCAGGUGGUGCUGCGGGAGGAUUUGGAACUGGCCGACGGGAUCGCGAUGCGCAAAGACGGCGUCGUUGUGGUGGUUUCGCAGCACAAGGCAUGGCUGUUGAACUUGAAGAGCGAGGAUAAUUGGGGUGAAGCGGUGGUUUAUGACAAAAUUGACCUUGAACAAGAGGGGUUUCCGACUUCGGUUGUUGUGGGAGUUGAGGAGAGGAUAUAUGUGGUAUACAGUUAUUUGUUGGAGGUUAUGAGGGGAAAUGUAGGGAGGGAUGAGUUUAGGAUAGUGGAAGUGAGGUCGGAGAAGGAAAGCAGGGAAGAAGAUCAUGUUUGGAUGUUUGUACUAAUCGGGUUGGGGUUGGCCUGCUUCCUCUUUUGGGGAUUUCAUAUGCGCCGGUUUGCUAACAACUCGGAUAAAAAGGCCACUUAGAUUUAUAUAUAUAUAUAUAUAUAUAUAUAAAUAUAUAUAUAUAUAUAUAUAUAGAAGUUUAUUUUUUGUAACACAUACUAGCUUUAUUAUCUUGAAUAAAAUAACAAAUUACUGUUUACUUAUA
Ziziphus jujuba (common jujube) is the source of this 1473-nucleotide messenger RNA. RefSeq lists its product as uncharacterized. Lineage: Eukaryota; Viridiplantae; Streptophyta; Magnoliopsida; Rosales; Rhamnaceae. The transcript has a single exon. The record is from RefSeq and is a predicted model, not a curated record. Gene Ontology annotation, cellular component: endoplasmic reticulum. The coding region runs from base 204 to 1349 and encodes 381 amino acids.